AUGGGUGUAAUUGAUAAUGGCCUUAAUGUCCUCAGAAGUAGCAUACCUACUCAAGUCCCUGAGGAGGAGCAGGUGCACAGAUCAUUAGCUCCCUCUGGAGGUGACAGUGCAGCACCUGUUACAAGGGCGCUAUUUCGCAGGGGACAUCUCGCUGUGGGAAGCAGGCUCGCGCUGAAAUCCCAGACUUGGUCUUCCCUGACAGGGCUGCAGCGCUAUCUGCUCCGGAAGGACAACUACGCCGAGCGGGUCGGGGCGGGCGCGCCGGUCUACCUGGCGGCGGUGCUGGAGUACCUGACCGCCGAGAUCCUGGAGCUGGCGGGCAACACGGCCCGCGACAACAAGAAGACCCGCAUCAUCCCGCGCCACCUGCAGCUGGCCAUCCGCAACGACGAGAAGCUCAACAAGCUGCUGGGCAAGGUCACCAUCGCGCAGGGCGGCGUCCUGCCCAACAUCCAGGCCGUGCUGCUGCCCAAGAAGACCGAGAGCCACCACAAGGCCAAGGGCAAGUCACGUCCCCAGGUAAUAAAGCCCAGCAGAGCAGAUGACCUAACUUUUCGACGGGAAAGAAAAAGUAAAACCAAAGGCCAGCCACGAGUUCAAUAAAGUCUCUCCAUUCCU
Sapajus apella (tufted capuchin) is the source of this 618-nucleotide messenger RNA. Its product is annotated as histone H2A type 1-like. Gene Ontology annotation, molecular function: structural constituent of chromatin; DNA binding; protein heterodimerization activity. Gene Ontology annotation, cellular component: nucleosome. Bases 1 to 603 code for a protein of 200 amino acids. The transcript has 2 exons. Lineage: Eukaryota; Metazoa; Chordata; Mammalia; Primates; Cebidae. The record is from RefSeq and is a predicted model, not a curated record.